CUUACGCGUCGGCGCCCACACUCUUUCCUAUUCCCCGUUGUACUUGAUACUAUAUAAAAACGCGUGAUAAGCCGAAAACGCGCGUCGUAUCUUUACAGUUGAAGUUGACAAGUGAACCGUGCCAAGUGUAAGUUCUUGUUUUUUUUCUGCUCUCUCGCUCUGCGUCGCACACACCUCUGCGUUAUUAUCACAGAAUCCGGUACUUUUAAUAAAAUAUACUCAGACAUGAAAUCCGUAGCUCUGCUUCUGCUUUUUGGAAUUAUUGCCUCGUCCACAGCUAGAUCGGUAAGACCGACGUACGACCUCAUAGUGCCCACCUUCGGCUCGAAUUACAUGAACAUGGACGAGUACUUUGAAAAUUUACAACAGAGCAUCAACCAAUCGAUUCAAAGCGCCUCGCAGAACGAGAACGCGGCGCACGUCUCGACGCACGCCGACGGCCGGGGCGGCUACGAGACCACCGUGUCGAUUCGGGGCGGUAAGCGCGUCGUCAGGGCCGGUCGCACGGCCGAGGGCGUGCCCUAUUACGAGGAGACCGAGGACCUGCCGAUCGGCGACGUGAUCUUCCACACGGAGCGCGUCUACAAUCACGAGACCCGCUCGCUCGACGUCAAGAGCUCCAAGCAGGUCAAGGAGCCAGCCACGGAAGCGACCCCGGUGCAAGAGACGACGACGACGACGACGACUUCCGCUGCCGUUGAGGAGCAAACGGCGGAGCCCAAAGUAGAAUCGAGCACGGAUGCGCCAGCAGCUGCUGAAGUUACAGGAAGUCAAUGACGCGCGACACCGAGCUAAUUUAGUUUUGUAAAUUAUCAUAUACGUUCGUACAUCGAAGAAAGAUUUUUAUCGACUUUUUUUUUGUAUUAAGAUAAUUUCAUCGUUUAUUUUCCUGUAUUGGAUAACACAGUCAACCCUAUCGUGUAAACGUCGAAGAGUAUUUUCUUUUGUAUAAAUCCAAAGUCCAGCUCUUAUUUUGCUUAGAAAAUAAAUAUGCAAUAAUCGUA
Trichogramma pretiosum is the source of this 1004-nucleotide messenger RNA. RefSeq lists its product as uncharacterized. Bases 226 to 777 code for a protein of 183 amino acids. The transcript is spliced from 3 exons. The record is from RefSeq and is a predicted model, not a curated record. Lineage: Eukaryota; Metazoa; Arthropoda; Insecta; Hymenoptera; Trichogrammatidae.